Messenger RNA from Danio rerio (zebrafish), 889 nucleotides. RefSeq names its product SIN3-HDAC complex associated factor (gene sinhcaf). The record is from RefSeq and is marked provisional. Lineage: Eukaryota; Metazoa; Chordata; Actinopteri; Cypriniformes; Danionidae.
UGUGGUUUGACUUCUACUGCUCCAAGUCGAGAUGUUUGGCUUUCACAAGCCGAAGAUGUACCGCAGCCUUGAUGGAUGCUGCAUCUGCAGGGCAAAAUCCUCCAGCUCUCGCUUCACCGACAGCAAACGCUAUGAGAGAGACUUUCAGAGCUGCUUUGGUUUAAGCGAGACUCGCUCUGGUGAAAUCUGCAACGCUUGUGUCCUGCUGGUGAAACGCUGGAAGAAGCUGCCUGUCGGAUCCAAGAAGAACUGGAAUCACGUGGUUGAUGCUCGAGGGGGACCCAGUCUGAAAACAACAGUGAAGUCAAAGAAAGUCAAAUCCCUGUCCAGACGGAUCCGACCGAGCCAGAUCAGCAGAGUUCAGAAAGAACUCAAGAGACACAAUUCAGACGCUCACAGCACCACCUCCAGUGCAAGCCCCGCCCAGUCACCCAGCUACAGUAACCAAUCGGAUGAAGGCUCUGACUCUGAGUUGACUCCCGGCUCUGCCCGCUCUCCAGUCUUCUCAUUUCUAGACCUCACAUACUGGAAGAGGCAGCGGGUGUGUUGCGGCAUCAUCUACAAAGGUCGUUUCGGGGAGGUUCUGAUCGACCCGCAUCUCUACAAACCCUGCUGCCAGAAAAAACAAGAGCAGGAGCAAGAGGAAGAAGAAGAAGAGGAGGAGGAGGACGAGGAUGAUGGAGAACUGGAGAAAGAGGAAGUGCCGAGCAGUCAGGAAAUCCAGCCGCCACAAAUCAAAAUAGAGCAGGAAGUGGACGAGGAGUGGUGAUGCCGCCUUGUUAGGGUACUGACUUGGCAUUCUUAGGAAGCCUUGGAGAGUCCGACACUCUCAAAGACGUUCUCUCAGAUUGCCUUUCAAUUCAAGAGCAGCUGGAUCUUUUUCUCUCCG